Molecule: messenger RNA, 639 nt
Organism: Cladocopium goreaui
Lineage: Eukaryota; Dinophyceae; Suessiales; Symbiodiniaceae
Source: the annotation of a GenBank genome assembly
AUGAUCCUCACCGUGGGUCACAGCACCAAGGCUGCGAUCGCGCCGGAUGCCACUUCUGCGGAAGUGCACAACCGCGGUGCUUCAGAACUUCUCACAAGGAAGGUAGCUCAGCAAUGCCAUGAUAUGACCACAGGUGGUCAUGGCACGCAGUGCCCGGGGCGACAAGUGCUCCUUGUGCGGCAUGGACAGAGCUUGCACAACGCCCACCACGACGUCGACGAAGUUCUGCGCGACCCGAUGCUAUCGGAGCUGGGCCAUGCCCAGGCGGCGAGCCUGCGCAGUGUGCCUUUUGUGAGUGCUGGCUGCGAACUGCUGGUGGUGUCACCCUUGAGCCGCGCCAUUCAGACGGCCUCGGCCGUCUUCGGGGAGCUGCCGAUGUGCCGCACGGUGCUGACGCCGCUACACUCGGAGAGAUGGUGCUCCAUCGCUGACGAGGGUCGCUCGAAGUCUGAAUUGCUUCAGCUCUUUCCCUUCGUGGCAUCGUGGGAGGGCUUCGCCGAGCUGCCGGAAGACUGGACGCCCACCUGCCAGGAGGCGGCCUGGAAGACGGAGCGAGUCCCCGCCUUUCUGGAUUGGUUGGCUGCGCAGCCGGAGCAACUCGGCUACAGACCACUCCAGCAAUAUCCAACAAUGCCCUGA